AUGCUUCAUAUCUCAGAUCCGUCGCAGUCGUUUCGAUUCUACAUAGACUUCAUGGGCAUGUCGCUGAUUUUCACACUUAAUACAGGGCCCUUCGUGGUCUACUAUCUCGCAUAUCCUGGACAGAACGACCGCUCCCCAGCAGACAUAGCAAAGUCCAUGAGCUCUAGGGCGGGCUUGCUAGAGCUUGUCCACGUCCCCCGGAGCGAAAGGAAUGAGGGUUUCUCUGGCCUAGGCGAUCACACUUUUUUGAAUAGAGGGUUUGGCCACCUCGGGUUUUGUGUUCCUAGUGUGGAAGAGACACUGAAACGUGCACGAUCAGAGGGUUGGACGGUUUUAAAGGCUACGAACGACGUGUCGCUGAAUGCCAUGGACUUGAGCGAGUCGAGGACUUCCACUCCUUUGCAUCCAGAUUUCCUCGUCUCCUUUCGCCAAGUCGGCUUUAUCAGUGAUCCUGAUGGAGCUUUCAAGGCCGGUGAAUCACCUAUGAAGUUUGGGUAUCCUGGUUUGGGUCUCCUGCACAUCAAAGCGAAGGCAGAUCCGGGUGUCGAUACCUCGUUUCAUUCUCUAUCAACAGUGUUAUAG
This is a messenger RNA of Exophiala aquamarina CBS 119918, 582 nucleotides long. RefSeq lists its product as uncharacterized. The record is from RefSeq and is a predicted model, not a curated record. The transcript is spliced from 2 exons. The coding region runs from base 1 to 582 and encodes 193 amino acids. Lineage: Eukaryota; Fungi; Ascomycota; Eurotiomycetes; Chaetothyriales; Herpotrichiellaceae.